UGCAUUCAUUUAAUUGGGAACAAUGUGUAUAGGGCUGUGAAAUACAGUAACAUAUAUUAACUAAAUUAAUUAAAACUUUACUUACGCAUUUCGUUUUAUCACUGAUAUAUUAAUUAUUCUUCUCUUUGGUGAACCUUGUGAUGCUACGAUUUGGCUUUCUAUGAUGCGCUUCAGGAUCACUUGGUUGGAGCGUGCGUCGGUCGCGCGCUGUAGGGGUUAAUGAGCGCGCGCGCGUCACAGACUGUCAGUUUUCAAAAUGACGCUCUUGUCCGCGAGCGAUCAACGCGUCACUGAAUGCAACAUGAAGGACCGCACACAAGAGCUCAGACAAGGAAAAGACCCAGAAGAGGUGGAUGAGGUGGCCGUCGGUAUUGAAAAGGGUUUCAUGGACGAGUUCUUUGAGCAGGUAGAGGAGAUUAAAGGGUUCAUUGACUCUCUGGCAGAGAGAGUAGAAGAAGUGAAAAUAAACCACGGUGCCAUCCUGGCCUCUCCAAACCCGGAUGAGAAAACAAAAGCGGAUUUGGAGGAGUUGAUGACAGAUAUCAAGAACUUGGCUAAUAAAGUACGCUCCAAGUUAAAGAAUAUCCAACAGACCGUAGAGCAGGAGGAGGCACUAAACCAUUCAAAAAAUCCAUCGGCUGAUCUGAGGAUACGGAAAACACAGCACUUAACCCUGUCACGUAAAUUUGUGGAGGUGAUGACAGAAUAUAAUGCAACGCAGUCAGAUUACAGGGAGCGCUGUAAAGGACGGAUACAGAGACAGCUGGAGAUCACGGGAAGAAAUACGACAAAUGAGGAGUUGGAGAGCAUGUUAGAAAGUAACAACCCCUCCAUCUUCACUUCCGGAAUCAUCAUGGACUGCAACAUCAGUGAACAGGUCAUGAAUGAGAUUGAGACGCGGCACAAUGAAAUCAUCAAACUGGAGAACAGCAUCCGUGAGCUGCAUGAUAUGUUCAUGGAUAUGGCCAUGCUGGUGGAGAGCCAGGGAGAUAUGAUAGACCGUAUAGAGUAUAAUGUGGAUCAUACAGUGGAUUACAUUAAGGAUGCGUUGUUUAACACCAAGAAGGCUGUAAAGUACCAGAGUAAAGCGCACCGGAAGUUGAUCCUGAUCGGCGGGUGUGUGUCCAUCUGUCUGUUCAUCCUCAUCAUCUCUCUAGCCAUUGGAUUGAGCUAACAAGACCCUCCACUGUCUGUGCGCUGCUUCUGACAGACAGGAGCUCAGGACCAUCUGUGUGCAUACUGUUUUAUUUGAGAUUCAGCCGAUAGAUUCAGUAGAAAAAAAUAAAAAUAAAUCAUAGACAUGCAGGAUGUGCAAUGUACUGAAAGAUGAAAUUAGAUGAAAUAGGUUACGAAGUACAGUGGCUAGAAAAAGUAUUCACUAUCUGUAAAGUUAUUGUUUUACGUGUCAAUUGACUUUUUCUGAAGUUAUACAUUAUAGAAAAUAUGUAAAGAAAGCAGACAGGACCAUUACCGUUUACAGAAGUGGGUGUGAAUUUCAGCCCAACACUUCCUAUUUAAUGUUCAAAAGGUGAGAGGUAGGAUGUAAGUAGCUAAAUAUUUCAUAUUUGACGACCCAGAGUAACUAAAUAUUAAAUGUGAAUCCACGAAUGCAAGCAAUUCAAAAGGAGCCGUUUUCAGCAGAUUAGGCUUGAGGUUAAAAUGCAUUCUUAUGCAAUAAAAUUUAGUUCUAGAUUUCUACCGUCUAUAUCCUACUCAAAUAUUGUGAUUCCAGACCCAUGAUGUCUUCGCUGCGAUCAAUGGCUGGACUUUGAUUACACACAUAUGAUUGUCCGUUCUCCUGAAAGAGGACACUUUUCAUGUCAUCACCUGUGUUUGUGUUGUUAUGUACCGCUCUGUGUCACACGUCUGCUCAGCACUGUGGCAUGACUGUAAAUGGUAAACAGUGUUAUGUAUUUACUACACUCCUGAUGUUCAAAAUAAUGCCGUCUUGGAGAGCAGUGUUGAGCUAAGUGUUGUUUACUCUUAGAAACUGGUGUUUUACAUUAGACGAUACUUACAUUAAGAUCACAACAGCAUAUAAGUUUUGUAAAUGAAUCUGUAUCAUGUUAAGUCAUAAUGAAUGAAACCCCCACAAUCCUCAAACUGCUCUCCAUGAAUCUUUAAACAUGUAAUGAUAUUUCUGCCUGGGUCUUCUUUUUUUCAUGCUGCCUGGAUUUCUUUUUUUUUUUCUUGAACUCUUCCAAAUACAGAAGAAAAUCACAAUUAUUAUCUGCUGUGUGCUGCUUGGAAUCGUGGUUGCUUCUAUCAUCGGCGGUGUGUUGUCCUGAAUGACACACUUUCAGCAUUAUGUGUUUAGAGCGGAUCAUAAAGAGGAUGUUUGUUUGAGUCUGUGUGAGGCUGGACUGAACUACAUGGCUUGCAUAGGCAUCAAACCUGAGCAAAAGUCAUGUAGUUCGUUCAAGCCUUUAUUCUGGUUAUUGUACGUCGCUGUAUUUCCUCAAGAAUAAAACACAGGUCGCCUCUGAACAAAACUAAAUGUAUCAUCUGUCAUUGUAAUACUUUGAGGCUCUUUGAAGCAAACACGUUCUCUUAUUAUAUAGUGAUAAAGAGAAAGUAGUGUGUGUCGUUAUCAUAAAUGAACCACUAAUAUUUUAUUUAAAUUGAAAACAAUGAUUUCUGUUUGUUUUAUUCUGUUGUUGCAGUUCAAGGUCCAGUUUAUUCACACCUCUGAGAUUGUUUCCAGAUGUCUGUGUGCUUCAUUAAACAUGUGAAUGUCUAAAGCGAA
Carassius auratus (goldfish) is the source of this 2746-nucleotide messenger RNA. It is a transcript of the gene stx1a, whose product is annotated as syntaxin 1A (brain). The transcript is spliced from 10 exons. NCBI's taxonomy places the organism in Eukaryota, Metazoa, Chordata, Actinopteri, Cypriniformes, Cyprinidae. Gene Ontology annotation, molecular function: SNARE binding; SNAP receptor activity. Gene Ontology annotation, cellular component: SNARE complex; plasma membrane; endomembrane system. The record is from RefSeq and is a predicted model, not a curated record. Gene Ontology annotation, biological process: exocytosis; intracellular protein transport; vesicle fusion. The coding region runs from base 257 to 1174 and encodes 305 amino acids.